AGGUAAUUGAGGUCCAAGGGAGAAAGGAAUGUAUAAACUGCAGCGUUCAACAGCACCUACAUGUUUAGCAAAAGGAACAUACUAAUUAAGUCAUGUCAGUGGGUAGUUAUUAUAUUCCACCAAGCCUUAGAAGCAGACCAGGCAUCAAUCAGAUUUUGAAAUUUUACCCAUAUUAUAGAGAAACAGAGAAUGAGUAUAAAAGUUAUCUAGAGAAAGAAGCUGCUUUUAAAUCAAAGUAUCAAGCUGAGUACGCAAAGUUGGUACGAGAAUACAAACCAGAAAAGCCCUUAAAUCCGAGCAACCUUAGAACCGAUUUGUAUAGAGCAUUGUGUGAAAGGCAAAGUUCUUCAAGCUAUGUAGACGCUGUGUAUGAAUUUUAUUUCUUAUUUCGGUUAAGUGAAGAGUAUGAUCUACUUGAGAGGCAAAGUAAAAAUCAAAAGCAGCAUAUUUCGGCAACAGUUGGCGCUAACCAGCAACCUGCAGUGCCAAAAACAAGAGUUUCGAACUUUGCAGCUACUGUUUAUACACCUGGAAGACAACAAAGUGUUGAUUCUGCAUUUCCACAAAAUCACAAUAAUGUUAAAAUCAUCGAAGAGGAAAAUGCAGGACUAAAAGUUUUAGUUGACAGGCAAGGCCAAGAUAUUAUUUUGCUACAGAAGGCGAAGAGAGACAACGAACGGGUUAUUGAUGAAUUAAGAAACAGGUUAAGUGGGUUUGCUAGCAAACAACUUACAGAAGGAAAUCCAAAUUUUACGGAUUUGAGCGACAAAAACAGACCAACAAGGAUUGCAGAAAACUUUCAUGCGGUAUAUGAUGACGAGUGGACAAAUGCAUUAGAAGUAUUGUCUGCAACGAAGAAGGGAAAUUUGACCGAAGAACAAGCCAUUCACAAAUUAAUGAAUCUUGUUAAGGAGAUAUACAAGUUUUGUUGCAGUACCGCAACAGACCAGACUUUAAACAUUGUAAUGAACAUUUUAAAACCCUUUGCGAUUGAUACACAACCAGGUGGAAAAGACGAUGGAAAAGUAUUCAGGUCUGAUUUAGAGCCUAAGGUAAAGCUUCUGCGACGUGAAUAUUGUAUGGAACCAAUUGCAAACAUCACAGAGAAAUUUAAGAGAACAAGCGAAGAAUUCAAAACUAUGCAAAAAUACCCAGAAGUAAUUAGAUAUACAGAAAAAUGUACGGAACUUUUCUGGCUUAUGCGAACGGUGGAUCCCCCAAUGGUUUUGAAAUGGCCGGAACGUGGCGAAGCCUUAAACGUUACAUUAUAUAACCAUUACAACAAAAAGGGCGAUAAGGUUUCAUACGCCGUCUGGCCUGCUGUAUUGUUACAUGAAGGAGGAGCAGUAAUGUAUAAAGGCUUUGCCAAACCACAAUAGAAAUUUUAGCUAACGUUCUAUUUUGCAAAAAUUGUAAAUAUUUAUUUAUUGUCAUAUUUAUUAGAUGUUCUUUUAAUAAACUUAUCGAACUUUUACUGCUACA
Molecule: messenger RNA, 1482 nt
Organism: Mytilus californianus (California mussel)
Lineage: Eukaryota; Metazoa; Mollusca; Bivalvia; Mytilida; Mytilidae
Exons: 8
Coding region: 93-1379 (428 amino acids)
Source: RefSeq, a predicted model, not a curated record